This is a messenger RNA of Kickxella alabastrina, 1649 nucleotides long. Its product is annotated as WD40-repeat-containing domain protein. The coding region runs from base 127 to 1506 and encodes 459 amino acids. The record is from RefSeq and is a predicted model, not a curated record. Gene Ontology annotation, cellular component: nucleus. The transcript has a single exon. Lineage: Eukaryota; Fungi; Kickxellomycota; Kickxellomycetes; Kickxellales; Kickxellaceae. Gene Ontology annotation, molecular function: protein binding.
UUUAAUGCCUUCCGAUGCAUUUGUCGUUUCAUUAAUUCUAUUUCUAUUUCUAAUUCAAUUUUAUUUUAUUUUCCUUUCCUUUCCUUUUUUCUUUAUACAUUCUCCUCUUUGCUUAUUAAUUUUAACAUGAGCAGCGGCAGCCCCUACUACUCAAUCGCCGGCCAGACACCAGAUGCACUGUCACCACGCAAGGAGAUUUGCAAUUACUUUUCUGCUUACCCGCUCUACUCGCUCGCAUGGUCACGGCGAGAAGACCGCAACAGUAUGUUCCGCAUGGCUCUGAGCAGCUGCAUGGAGAAGCCAACAAACAAAGUACAGGUGAUCCAGCUGUCUCCGCAGCACGACCCGUCGCACACGCCCGAGAAACCCGAUUUUGGCCUAGUCGCCGAGACUACUGUAGACUACCCAUUGACCAAAGUAAUGUGGCAGCCGGCGAACAACGGCUAUGCGCAGCCGGACCUGCUGGCUGGCACAGGCGAUUCCUUGCGUCUGUGGGAGUGCGAGCAAACAGGAGAGGUGGGUGAAAUGGGGCUGUACAAGUCCAAGCUGCGGCAACGCGCGAAGCUGACCACACGGGCGGACUACUCCGCGCCCAUCACAUCGUUUGACUGGAAUCAGGUGGAUCCACGGCUGAUCAUUACGUCGAGCAUAGAUACAACGUGUACGGUGUGGGAUAUUGAGACACAGCAGGCCAAGACGCAGCUGAUCGCGCAUGAUCGCGAGGUCUUUGACGUCUCGUUUGUGUCCGGCAGCCAGGACGUGUUUGCGUCUGCGGGCGCUGACGGGUCGAUUCGAAUGUUUGAUUUGCGGUCCCUGGAGCACUCGACCAUAUUGUACGAAGCACCAGCGGCAGUCGCGCCGUCUUCGUCAGACGCCGGACUGGGCGACCCCUCGUAUUACGCGGAUACACCGACAGGACUCCCCAACGCACGCAUAUCCUCGUUCAUCCCACCGUUACUCCGCCUAAGCUGUAACGCCCUGGACCCCAACUACAUUGCGACGUUUGCCCUGGACUCGACCAAAAUCACCAUCAUCGACGUGCGCAACCCCGGGUUUGCGGUUGUGCAGCUUGUCGGCCACCACGCCCCGAUCAACUCCAUCGCUUGGAGCCCCGUGUCCUCCAGCCAGCUGUGCUCGGCGGGCGCUGACUCCCGCGUGCUCGUGUGGGAUAUCCAGCAAACUUUGAGUGCCAGGCAGCAGCAGCAGAGGCAAGCUGCGAGUGUCGCGGCGCAGGCCAAGCAGCUGAGCAGGCUGUCGUCAUCUGGAGAUCAUAAGAUGGGGAGCGACUUCGGCGACGACGAGGGGAUGAAGCCGCCCAUGUCGAAUGCUGUACAGGCGGCGGCGCAGGCAGCGGCAGCGCAGGCGUUGACACAGCAGCCGAGUAAUGUUGCACCAUCGUUGACGUAUGCUGCCAGGCUGCCGGUCAACUCGCUGGCCUGGCACCAGAAUUCGCCAGAGUGGAUCUCGAUUGGCUUUGGAAACACUGUGCAGACGCUGCGACUGUAGUGAAAAUUUUAAUUAUCUUGUGCGCUUGAUCAAGUAAACGUUUACACUGAAGAAAAUAAUGAGACUGCAAAUAUCUAAAAUAGAAAAUUCAUGUUUUACAUGUGUGUACUGCCUUUAUCUUACCUCCAGCAAAAUGUGUUACC